Molecule: messenger RNA, 1522 nt
Organism: Salvia splendens (bonfire salvia)
Lineage: Eukaryota; Viridiplantae; Streptophyta; Magnoliopsida; Lamiales; Lamiaceae
Product: small GTPase LIP1
Exons: 7
Coding region: 322-1326 (334 amino acids)
Molecular function (GO): GTP binding; GTPase activity
Source: RefSeq, a predicted model, not a curated record
AAUUAGAUUAUUUGUAAUCGGAAUAUGAUAUCGCCAAUAUUAUUAUCCCCCAAAAAUUAAUUUCAAGCAAUCAAUCUUCCUCAUCUUCAGAAUUAAGAUCACUCGAACUGAAACAAAUUCUCGAAAAAGCCCUAUUCAGUGCCCCUUUUCGAUCUCACCGCGCUUUGUGUCGCAUUUACGCAGCCGAUUUUGGUUUGAAGCUAAUGCGUUGUGGAAUUGGGUUUGAGUUGAGGGCCAAUUUUGAGAUAUUACUAGUUUUUGUAAUUAUCUCUGUGACGAUUUUUAGAGUGUAGGAUUUUGGUGGCUUAGAGAGAGAGAGAGAUGUUUUGGAGGGAGAGUAUGAGGGAGAACGGAGAAGAAAGCGGUGGCCCUCCUAGCGGCCAGGUUAGAGUGCUAGUUGUUGGAGAUUCAGGUGUGGGGAAAAGUUCUCUUGUUCAUCUGAUUAUGACGGGUUCGUCCAUUGCUCAACCUCCUCAAACAGUUGGGUGUAACGUUGCUGUCAAGCAUGUUACAUAUGGAAGUUCUACGGGUUCAUCAAAUAGCAUCAGAGGCAACUUCGAGAGAGAUUUCUUUGUUGAACUCUGGGAUAUAUCGGGGCAUGAAAGAUACACUGACUGCCGGUCUCUUUUCUACUCUCAAGUUAAUGGUGUUGUGUUUGUACAUGAUAUUUCUCAAAGAAGGACCAAGAGUAGCUUGAGCAAAUGGGCAGCUGAAAUUUCCGCAACUGGUACAUUCUUGGCUCCUUUAUCAUCUGGAGGUCCUGGUGGCCUUCCUGUUCCGUAUAUUGUUGUCGGAAAUAAAGCAGACAUUUCGGCAAAAGAGGGUGCACGAGGUAGCAGUGGUAAUCUUGUUGAUGUAGCUCGACAGUGGGCUGGAAAGCAGGGCUUGCUCCCAUCGAGUGAGGACCUUCCUUUGGUUGAGACCUUCCCUAGCAGUGGAGGCCUUCUGGCAUCUGCCAAGGAAGCCAGAUAUGACAAGGAAGCUCUGAUGAAAUUUUUCCGAAUGUUGAUCAGAAGGAGAUAUUUUCCGGAUGAAUUGUCUAGUUCAACUCCGUGGUCUGCCCAAGUCAAAGGCUCGUUUCCAGGUCCUGGUGAGAUUUCCAGCGAUGAUGACCAGCAGUAUAAAAAUUCAAGCGCUUUAGGUCAGCCGUACAAGUAUGAUGUACUUCCUCCACUUCCUGCUCAGCACAACUUGACACCGCCUCCGACACUUUAUCCUCAGCAGCCUAUGUCGAAACCAGACAAUUACAACAUCCCAGCAUUUGCCAGGACAAAUUCUGAGGAUAUUGCUCGUGCAAGAUCAAGGCGUACGGAUAUUAACGUGUGAGCGUUCCUUAUAGUAUAUGUAUGUACUCAUCCUCUAAUACAAUAUUUUCGGAGUACUUUUGUUUAACAGAUAGUACUUCUUUUUCGAUCAGAUUUAUGCUCACAUUUGACAACGUGUGCAGGUUAAAAUCAGUUACUCGUUUACACUUUAUGUAUAUUCGAUAUCUAUAUGUAAUCGGCUUUAGUUUUUUUCAGUA